CAAGAAUUGAGAUAAAAUUGAGAAAAUUAAUAGGUGGAUUGCAGAACAUUCCUUUUAGCAAUAAUAUACUAAAUUUGGCGCCAAAAGAAAUCAUAUUUAAGCAAUUACAACUUAACAACCUAGCUCUCUGUCGCUAUUCAUCUUCAUGCAUCAUGCUGCUUAUUCUCGAAGUAUCCACAUAUCAAUCCCUUUAAGAAUCCAUAAUUUCCCUUCAAUUGUCACCUCUUCAGUCUCUAUAUUCGACUACAGCCAAACCCACUUCAAACAAUAUCACCAAUCUUCUAAUAAUAAUGCACUUCUUGAUUUUUUCAGUCACCUUCUUCAACAAUGCACUACUAUUCAACACUGUCAACAAAUCCACACCCAUGUCACUGUCACUUCUAGCUUUUCCUCUGCUUUCUUGGCUGCUCGUCUUAUAUCUGUGUAUGCUCGUUUUGGCUAUCUCUGUGAUGCCCAGAAGGUAUUUGACACAACCCCUUUUGAGUGUAGAUCUAAUUUUAUUUUAUGGAAUUCAAUCUUGAGAGCUAAUGUUUCUCAUGAAUGCUAUGAGAACACCAUUAAAUUGUAUGUUAGAAUGAGAAAGAUUGGAACUUUAGGAGAUGGGUUUACUUUCCCUUUGGUCAUUAGAGCUUGUGCCUAUAUGGGUAGUUUUAUUUUGGGUAAAACAAUUCAUGGGCACGUCUUAGAAAUGGGGUUUCAGAGUCAUCUCCAUGUUGGAAAUGAAUUAAUUGGUAUGUAUGCAAAAUUGGGUCGAAUGAGAGAUGCACGCCACCUGUUUGAUAGAAUGAGUGUUAGAAGUUAUAUCUCAUGGAAUACUAUGGUCUCAGCCUAUGCGUUUAACUAUGAUUGCAAUGGUGCACUUGAGAUUUUUCAAAGGAUGGAAUCUGAAGGAAUGGAGCCAAAUCUCGUUACUUGGACAUCAUUGAUUUCAAGUUAUGCGCGUUCUGGUUGGCAUGAGGAAGCAAUGGAGUUGUUUGGUUUAAUGAGGAUGAAAGGAGUUGAAGUGAGUGGUGAAGCACUUGCUGUGGUGAUAUCAAUUUGUGCUGAUCUGGGUGCUUUUGUUAGGGCUAAGAUAAUUCAUGAAUAUGCGGUAAAAGGUGGGUUCGAAGAAUACUCAUUUGUGAAGUCUGCAUUGAUAUGUGUGUAUGGGAAACAUGGAGAUGUAAAUGGUGCAUGGAACUUGUUUCUGGAAAUGAAAAAUAAGAGUUUAGCAAGUUGGAAUGCGUUGAUAACAUCACAUGCAGAGGCUGGUUUAUGUGAUGAGGCUCUUGAAAUAUUUUCACAGUUGGAGAGAUCAGGAGAUUGUCCAAGGUUGAGGCCGAAUGUAGUAAGUUGGAGUGCUAUAAUUGAUGGCUUUGCUUCCAAGGGCCGAGAGAAGGAGGCUCUGGAACUUUUUCGACGAAUGCAGCAUGCAAAAAUAUUGGCAAAUGCCGUGACAAUUUCUACUGUUUUAUCACUUUGUGCAGAGUUAGCUGCACUGCAUCUUGGUAGGGAAAUCCAUGGACAUGUGGUUAGAGCUGUGAUGGUCAACAACAUUCUGGUGGGAAAUGGCUUGGUUAAUAUGUACGCAAAGUGUGGAUGUCUCAAGGAAGGGCAUAUGAUAUUUGAGAAAACUGAGAGGAAAGAUUUAAUAUCAUGGAACUCUAUGAUCACAGGAUAUGGGAUGCAUGGACUUGGUAUGAAUGCUCUAGAAACUUUCGAUCAAAUGAUUAAAUUGGGAUUUAAGCCGGAUGGGGUUACCUUCGUUGCUGUUCUUUCUUCAUGUAGUCAUAGUGGGCUUGUUCCUGAGGGUCGUAGGCUUUUUGAUCAGAUGCUUAAGAAGUACAGGAUUGAACCCCAGAUGGAGCACUAUGCUUGCAUGGUUGACCUCCUAGGCCGUGCAGGAUUAUUGAGAGAAGCAAGUGAAAUUGUGAAAAACAUGCCAGUGGCACCUAAUGCUUGUGUCUGGGGUGCUCUUUUGAAUUCUUGCAGAAUGCACAACAAUACGGAAAUUGCGGAAGAAACUGCUUCCCAUUUGUUUAAUCUUAGCCAUAGGGAAACGACAGGAACUUACAUGCUGCUCUCUAAUAUAUAUGCUGCAAGUGGUAGAUGGGAAGAUUCGGCUAGAGUGAGAACCUCGGCAAAGACAAAGGGCUUAAAGAAAAACCCUGGUCAGAGUUGGAUUAAGGUGGAGAAGAAUGUCUAUACAUUCUCUGCAGGAAACAAUAUGCAAAGAGGUUUCGAGCAAAUCUUUGAGAUUCUCGAGGAGCUGACGUUUCAAAUGGAGAGGGAAGGAACUGUGCAUGAUACUGAUAUCACUCCACAGGCUGUAUAUCAAGAAACUAGAUUGACUAUGCGAGUUUAACAAUAUUAAACCUCAGUCCCAAAUUUAGUGAGGAUUGACUGUACAAAUUGGUUUUGGCAUAGUGUUAGACAAUUAAUGCGAUUCAUUUCUAUAGUAAAAUUUGUUUGAUUGAAUGGA
Molecule: messenger RNA, 2461 nt
Organism: Ricinus communis (castor bean)
Lineage: Eukaryota; Viridiplantae; Streptophyta; Magnoliopsida; Malpighiales; Euphorbiaceae
Product: putative pentatricopeptide repeat-containing protein At1g17630
Exons: 1
Coding region: 146-2344 (732 amino acids)
Biological process (GO): RNA modification
Molecular function (GO): RNA binding; protein binding
Source: RefSeq, a predicted model, not a curated record